GGAAAAGAGAGUGAGAGUGGGAGAGAGAUGGCAGAGCACACAACAGCAAAAGUAACGUCGAUCUUCAUAUACCCGAUCAAAUCCUGUCGUGGAAUUUCUAUUUCUCAAGCAGCUCUCACAUCCACCGGAUUUCGCUGGGAUCGACAGUGGCUGGUUGUGAAUUCCAAGGGCAGGGCAUACACUCAAAGGGUGGAACCAAAGCUUGCGCUAGUUGAAGGGACUCUGCCAAAUGAGGCAUUUUCUGAGAAUUGGGAACCUACUAAAAGCUCAUAUCUGGUGAUAAAGGCCCCUGGGACGGAUGUCCUGAAGGUUUCAUUGAGUAAACCAAGUGAGAUUUCUGAUGGCGUCUCAGUAUGGGAGUGGUCGGGUUCGGCAUUUGAUGAGGGAGCUGAAGCAUCAAAAUGGUUCUCUUAUUAUCUUGGGAAACCGAGUCGGCUAGUGCGUUUCAAUGAAGUGUCAGAAACCAGGGCCGUGGACCCUAAUUAUGCACCUGGAUACAAAGUCAUGUUUUCUGACCAGUAUCCGUUCCUCCUGCUAUCCCAGGGAUCAUUGGAUGCACUGAACAAGCUUCUCAAGGAGCCUUUGACAGUAAACCGUUUUAGGCCCAAGUAUGUGUUUGGACUCGUAUCUCAUUUUUCAAGUAAAACAUGUAAGUUUGUGCUUCAAGAUAGCUACAGUGAUGUAAUCUUAGUAAUGAUUUUUAGUUUACUCUCUUUGACAGUGAUAAAGGCCCCUGGGAUGGAUGUCCUGAAGGUUCCAUUGAGUAAACCAAGUGAGAUAGCUGAUGGCGUCUCAGUAUGGGAGUGGUCGGGUUCGGCAUUUGAUGAGGGAGCUGAAGCAUCAAAAUGGUUCUCUUAUUAUCUUGGGAAACCGAGUCGGCUAGUGCGUUUCAAUGAAGCACAAGUUCUAUCACCUGAUUUAUAUUUCCCAGCAAAUGAUUCUGAUUGCAAAAAUCGUGCUCUAGUGCACACACGAGUUCUAUCACCUGAUUUAUAUUUCCCAGCAAAUGAUUCUGAUUGCAAAAAUCGUGCUCUAGUGCACAUGUCAGAAACCAGGGCCGUGGACCCUAAUUAUGCACCUGGAUACAAAGUCAUGUUUUCUGACCAGUAUCCGUUCCUCCUGCUAUCCCAGGGAUCAUUGGAUGCACUGAACAAGCUUCUCAAGGAGCCUUUGACAGUAAACCGUUUUAGGCCCAACAUCCUUGUUGAUGGUUGUGAACCAUUUUCUGAGGAUUUGUGGAAGGAGAUCAGGAUAAACAAGUUAACAUUUCUUGGUGUCAAGCUAUGUUCCCGCUGUAAGGUACCCACAAUCAAUCAAGAUACUGCAAUAGCAGGCUCGGAGCCUACUGAAACUCUCAUGAAGUUCAGGUCAGAUAAGGUCUUGCGUCCAACCCGGAAACAGCAGGGGAGGGUCUACUUUGGACAGAACUUGGUCUGCCCAGACUCCCAAAAUCAAAUGAAGGAAAAGACAAUCAAAGUGGGAGAUCCUAUUUAUGUCAUCAAGAUGGUCUCUACCUGUGUCGAUGCAGCUGCAUGA
Messenger RNA from Ilex paraguariensis (yerba mate), 1536 nucleotides. Lineage: Eukaryota; Viridiplantae; Streptophyta; Magnoliopsida; Aquifoliales; Aquifoliaceae. The record is from the annotation of a GenBank genome assembly.